AUGAUUGCUAGCAACGGCUGGGCAAGCGCGGCGGCCGCUGCAAUCUUCGUGUUUCUUUCUUAUCGGUACCUCGUCUAUCCUGCCCUGCUUUCGCCCCUCUCCCGGAUCCCCAGUGCGCAUUGGUCCGCACCCUUCUCUCGCCUCUGGAUUCUAUGGAUCCGCUUCGCACGCCGGGAGAACAGGACGCUCCUCAGUGCUCACCGCCGGCUUGGGCCUGUCGUGCGCGUUGGCCCUUAUGAGCUGAGCAUCAAUGACACUGACAGCGUCCGCACUGUCUACCAGGGCGGCUUUGAGAAGCCCGCUUGGUACUCGGUGUUUGACAACUAUGGCGUCCCCUGCAUGUUCUCGGCCCGUCCCGCAGCUGAGCAUUCUGCACGCAAGCGGCUAAUAUCCCGCGUGUACUCCAAAUCGUACAUCCAAUCGUGCGCCGCCGCAUCGGCCCAGGGCCGGGCGAUUCUCUAUGAAAGACUGCUACCAAUCCUGAAGGAUUCGGUGGCCGAAGCCGAGGCGCCCCAUGGGAUUGACGUCUUCUCCAUCUUCAUGGCGGCAACCAUGGAUUUCAUCGCGUCGUACAUCUUUGGCCUCGGCAAUGGUACCGACUUCUUGGGCGACAAGGCAUACCGGGAGCAUUUUCUUGAGCUGUACAGGGCCCGUAACGAUUACGGGUACUACGAUCAGGAAAUGCCCCGGCUCACCCGGUUCUGCCGGAGGAUCGGCAUCCCGUUGUGUCCGAGAUGGGUGGAUGGCGCUAAUCAGGAGUUGGGGGCCUGGUGUCGGGGCCUUUGUGACAAGAUGGAGCAGCUCCGGCACGCUGGAGUUCGGCCUAUCCCAGGUACCCCUGAUGAACCAGUUGUCUGGAGCGCGGUGGCGGAUGGCUUGGCAAACGAGCAAGCGAAAAACGGGCGGGCCUCCGUCCUGUACUCCACCGCGCUCUCUAAUGUCCAGCUAUCUGUUGCUUCCGAGCUCUUCGACCACGUGCUGGCCGGCCAGGAGACCGCCGGCUUGGCCCUGACCUACCUGACAUGGCGGCUGUCCCAGUCGCUAGAUCUGCAGAACCGGCUCCGAGCAGAGCUCCUUACCCUUCGUCCCAACAUGCAACUGGCUAGAGAUGGGACACCAUCGAUGCCGGAUCUCAAGCAACUGGACAGUCUUCCGCUGCUUCAUGCCGUCCUCAUGGAGACCCUCCGCCUUCACGCACCGAUACCGGGGCCCCAACCCCGGCAAACUCCGGAGGCGGGCUGCCAUAUCGGCUCCUACCACGUGCCCGGCGGUGUCAGGAUAGCCGCCCUGGCGUAUACACUGCACCGCGACGAAUCUAUCUUCCCGGAGCCGGAGAAAUGGGACCCUGAUCGGUGGCUGCCCUCCCGUACUGACCCAGAGGACCUGAGGCGGCGGAACCAGCAGUUCUGGGCCUUCAGCUCCGGGGGCAGGAUGUGCAUUGGAUCUAAUUUCGCCAUGCACGAGAUGAAGCUGAUCAUUACUGCCAUUUACUCGAACUACACGAGCCACAUUGUCGACGACGAAGGCCUGGAGGCCCAGUCGGAUGGCUACACUGGCAGACCCGGCAGAGAGCGCUUGUUCCUCCGUUUUGAGAAUGUGGUCUGA
Molecule: messenger RNA, 1605 nt
Organism: Thermothielavioides terrestris NRRL 8126
Lineage: Eukaryota; Fungi; Ascomycota; Sordariomycetes; Sordariales; Chaetomiaceae
Exons: 3
Coding region: 1-1605 (534 amino acids)
Molecular function (GO): oxidoreductase activity, acting on paired donors, with incorporation or reduction of molecular oxygen; heme binding; monooxygenase activity
Source: RefSeq, a predicted model, not a curated record